UCAAAAGCAUAUGGAAUACAUUGAAGAAGCUCUCGAUUUGGUUGUUGAAAACCAAUGUUUCGUUCAUCAGACGUUUAGAGUAAUCAAUGACCUGCUUGUGGAAUACGAAAAAUGUGAAGAAAUGUUGCGGUUCAAAAUGUCUGGUUGCCCUGACGGUGAGUACGCAGAUGAAAAAGUUAUCGACCACGAGACAGCUCGUACAAUAGAGCAAAUUCACGAGGGCCUUUUGAAUUUAGAGGUCGAGAAGCGUUUUACAAACGGCCAAGUACAAUUUCACAUAGCGAUCAACAAACUGAGCCGGUGUAUCGACAAAAUGAUGAAUAUAGGCAUGGAUAACUUGUUAGCAUCAGUCGAGCUUUCAGAAAAGGUUAUUAACGACCUGAUUAUUCAUCAUCUGUUGCGGCAAGGGCGGCUGGAAUUGGCACAAGAGCUGCACAUCGCCACGCAUAACGAGAAAAUGAGCGAGGAAAAAUUCGCUUUGUUUCGUACCAUGAAAUAUCUCUUGGACCAGUUGAAAGAAAGAAACAUUGGCCCCCUUAUCGAGUGGGUAAACAGCUUGGACGAGAACGUACUCGAUAAAAAGACCGUCGACUGUUUGGUAUUCAAUCUACAUAAAAUGCAUUUUAUCAGCUUGCUACGCCAAAAGCGACCAAACGAGGCACUUAGCUACGCAAGAGAGAAACUAACGUACUAUUCCAGAAUAUUUAAACUAGAAAUUCAACAACUCAUGGGGUCAAUUCCUUAUAUCUAUACGUUGGAAUCCAGCCCCUACAGUCACUUCUUAGAAGACGACCAAAAAGAAAUGCAAUCUCUUUUUUUAAAGUCUUACUUUCGUAGUGUCUCCCUGCCUGCUAAGUCCCAGCUUCAUAUUUGCAUUCAGGCUGGUUUGCACGUGCUGCCGAAACUGCUCAAGGCAGAAAUGCUCAACUUGUCGGGAUCUUGGCAAAAUUUACAAAAACUCAACUUCGAACUUUCACUUCCUAAAGAAUUCACCUUUCAUAGCAUUUUUUGUUGCCCAAUAUCCAAAGGGAUUUCUUCCGUAUCGAACCCACCAAACCUGUUACCUUGCGGACACGUUCUGUCCAGGGAAAGCGUAAUUGGACUAAAGACGGCUCGACAAAGAUCAGUAAACGAGCAUGUACCCAAACUCAGGUGCCCGUACUGCCCAGAGAGAGCGAAACUAUCCGACAUAAGAGAAAUAACGUUUGAGUGAAACGGCCAUUACAGAGCAGAUUUCGACGAUAAUAGGAAAUGCCAUUUAGCUGUCUAUCUCAUCCGCCAAAUUAGCACGACCCGUGUCAUCCAAGUCCAACAAAAAGGUCUCUGGUUCUGUCAAUAUAUCAUAAAAAACGAAUCGAAGCUAUACACAAACAAAUGUGUGUAAUUAAAUUGGUACAAAUAUAUAUCCCAGCUUGAAUAAAGAGGACGAUUUC
Messenger RNA from Schistocerca gregaria, 1433 nucleotides. RefSeq lists its product as uncharacterized. The transcript has 2 exons. Gene Ontology annotation, molecular function: ubiquitin protein ligase activity. Lineage: Eukaryota; Metazoa; Arthropoda; Insecta; Orthoptera; Acrididae. Gene Ontology annotation, biological process: proteasome-mediated ubiquitin-dependent protein catabolic process. Gene Ontology annotation, cellular component: GID complex; cytoplasm; nucleus. The coding region runs from base 11 to 1213 and encodes 400 amino acids. The record is from RefSeq and is a predicted model, not a curated record.